UUAUUUUUAUCUACCAAUUGUAAACUUCCGGGUCGGCUUCUACUUCCUUGUUGGAAGACAAUAACUGGAAAGGAACGGGUGAUGAAGUAGACAUAGACAUUUUGCUGAAUGUUGUACUGGAUGCCUGUAACAGAUUUAGUUUACGAGAGUAAAUAAUGACUGGGGAUCAUGAGGAUCCUUCGAUGGCAACCGCGGAAGCUGCUGAAAUUUACAUGCGGCUUUGUGACACUUUGUGUAAUGUUGCUUGUUAUUUACACUUUAAACAAAGUGUGGGAGGAAAACCGAUGCUCUGUUGAAGAGUCUAAUACGCUACUGGAUGAUGUGUGUCAGCGAUACAGGGUCCAUUCUGUAGAUGGUAACCUUUGUAAAGACUUGUGUGAAACCCGAGCCAUCAGAUAUGUCAAGUGUACAAACUACCGCCGUGGUAAGAAGGUGUUCAUCAUGGAAUGUAACGGCAGGUGUCAGGCUGGAGAGACGGUCAAAGUUGUAAUGAAAACUAAACACAGAACUAAAGAGGAAUAUGAUCAUUUGGUUUUGCCUCUGAAUGAUGAUGGCUCUUUGACUAAGGACGGACUGGAAAUGGCGAAGAUUAUGAUGAUAAACAAGGCUUAUGGAGACAUGCAUUUCACUGUAUCAUCCAGCCAAAAUAUUUUCUCUGAGCUUUGGUCCAUGGACUACGAUCAGUAUGUGAAAACUGCGACUUACAAAAACGCUGAUCAUGUUGCAUUAUUAAGUAUCUGGUCAUUGCUACAGCAAGAUGAGUAUCUAUUCAUGAAGGUUUAUCAAAAUUUGCCCUAUGUGCCCCUUCUGUAUGGCACUUGUGGGGAGUUCUAUUUCAUGGAGUACGCCCCUCCGGGAGACAUACUUAGUCCAGGGUUCUUUACGAAGUCUCCUUGGUCACAGCGAGCUGAUGCUGCAUUAAAGCUUAUAGACGUUGCACAAUCACUAGACACAGACUUUUAUCAACCAGUGCAUUUCUGUGAUAUAAAAGUGGAUAAUUUUGGGCUGGGUUCGGACUUGAGAGUUAAAGUCCUGGAUUCAGAUUCAUUAUUUUUCGAUGAAAAAAUGUCUAUGAACUUAAAAGGUCCAUGUACCAAGCAUGAUGAUUGUGACUUUUUUGACUGUCGGGGAUGGUGCAAGAUUAAUAAUAAAACUUGUGAUGGAAGGAGAACGAAUAACAACUUACAGAAUAUUUGCGAGGACAUCUUCAUUGAUCGGCCGCCCAACUUUUUCCAAGGCCUGUUACAUGAUGCUCCACCUACCAUUGCUGGUGAGCUAGCCACAGUGUUGCAGAAUUGUGCCUACCCCAACAAAAAUAUGGCCGAAGUCGUAAGGACACCAACAUCCCGAGAAACAAUGGAGAGACUUUACCAACUACUUCAGACCAAAACUGAUUCUUGGAAAUUUUCUUAAAAAUAUUGAAAGGGAUUCACAACAAAAUGAACUGACCUAAGUAUACCAAGUAUUAAUUAACAAAUGAAGCAUUACAGCAAGCAUUAAAUUUAUCAUCGAUAGCUCAAAACAAAAUGCUUCUUUUCUUGCGUCACCCUGAGCCAAAGUCAGGUGACCUAUUGGGAUCAGUCUUCGUCUUUCAUCCGUUAGCGUUUCACAUUCUGAACUGAAAUGCAAACACUGGUACAUAUCCACCACAGCCACCAUUUUGAACUUAAACUUCAGUUCUACUAAAGCUAUUUCAAUAAAAAUUCAUUGAAAUGUUCAGUUCAUGCCGAACUUGGAGAGAAAUCAAAGAUGGCUGUCAUCAUGCCAUAUUGAAAAUCUGUUUUGAACAUAUGACUCCAGUUGUUCUAAAAUAAUUUCAAUGAAACUUAAAACGAAUGUUUUCCCGACAAAAUGUUGGUAUUUUUCAGGUCACUCAUGAUCAGGUAUCAAACAUUGUUACCAUGAUAACCAUCUUAAAAAUCUUUUUUGAAUUUGAAAGUCAGGUCUGCUGAAGGGAUAUCAGUUACUGGUAAACUUUACAGGAAUGUUCAGUCCAUGAUCCUGACUAAGUGUUUUUAAUUUUCUGGUCAGUCAGUGAGGAGCACCACAGCUGCUAGCCUGAAGCUGUAAUUUGACCCUGACUAAGUGAUGCUAUAUAGCCUCAAUGGCUGCCAUACUACCCAACAGCAUUACCUUUUUUAUACAAUGUAUUUCUUCUUUAUCUCUAUUGUCAAAUAAGUAUUACAACAAAUAAUUAAAGCCAAUAUCUUAGCAAAUGUCCACCAUAUUUUUUCUGUACACAUCUGCAAUUCCAUAUUGUUUCCAUCAAGUGAAUCACCAUAAGGCCCGGUGGCUCAUUGUUUAUUUUUGAUAAUUAAUUUUUGUAUUGACAUAAUAUUAUUUUGAUUUAUUGAUGCAUUGCAUCUAAUUGAGAUUUAAUAUAUUUUCCAUAUGUAUCAAUGGGUAUUAAAUCACAAAUGUCAUAGAUGUCCUAGUGCAAGCAUUCUGGCAGGAUUUCCCUCAUGCAUAUAAUGCCCAGAAUUUGAAAAUAUUACGUAAGAGACUGCAUUUUUAUAAGACAUGUAUCAUGGAAUCCUCGAAAUCCAAGGGUUCCAAUAUUGAUACACAAACUGAUAUAUUCUUUACACACCUGCGAUACGUCAUGACAAAACCUAAGGCUCACAGUACACAUUCAACUGGUUAUUAAUUAAACUUUAUUUAUUUUACAAUAGUAUGAAACAAGUUUUUACAACUUAUACUACCGGUAAUCACUCUUGUUGGCCCGGAUGUUAGCACCCAAGGGGUCUUAUAGAAGGGAAACAGAGUACUAGGAGAAAACCCAUGUGGUCGGGCAGGUGACCCCAUACCUUUUCACAUCUGAUCGGGGAAUCAAACCAGGGGCACCUUGGUUGGUUUUAGGUAUAAAAACCUGACUGAAGGAAUCCUGAAUCCUGCCUCUAGGCUAGUUCUGAUAACUGACUUUUGAAGAUAACAGCAGAGCUACAUUCAAAUUAAAAGUCUGUCAAUUUACUGUUACACUGCCACAGGAUUCCUUCAAUUUUCAUCAAAGACAUCUCACUAUUCUACUUUAGCCCGAGUUUCCUCUGGCCCUGACACGUACACCAGACUUAAACUUUUUGACAAAUAAAUGACCCACACCAAACAUUUAUCUGUCAAAAUGUCUAAGUCUGGUGUCAAGGCCUGAGUGAGGGGAACUCAGGCUAAAUUCUACUUUUAUCAUCCGAAAGUUGUUGUGUAAAGAUCCUUUUGUUUUGUCAAUUCAUGCCACAUUCCGGGGUGCAGAGAAGAUAUGUUAUCGAGAGCGGAAUCCUAUGAUUUUGAGGAUGGAAUUUUGGUUGUAGACCAGUAAUUUGUAUACAAGAGUCUCCUAAUUUCUAUGUCUUCCAGUUCAUAUCAGGAUAAUUUUAUUAACAUAACAAAGUACAUUCCUGUAAUGAUAUAAAAUAUGAUAAGAUAAAGGUGAAAUGAUUUCUGAAAUAUUAUUGAAUAUAAUUGGGUGAUAGCAAUUACAGUAAACAUUUGUUUAUAACAUAAUUUAAUAUUGGUCGAAAAUAGGUUGUAUUGUCUAAGGGUAAAAAUGUCCCAUUGUAUAGUUUUCUACUUUCACAUUCCUAUCAUUUUUACGAAUACAUUUUUAACUUUUAUAUGCUUUUAUUCGAUACAACUGUGAUUUCUACACGCAGCUAAUACAUUCUUUGCGCUGAAGCUUUGGUGCAAAUAUGCGUAAAAUCUUGUUAUGUUUGUCGAUAUUCCUUUCAAUAUUUAUUAUAAAUGUAUUCCUUUAGUUGUGGUAAGCUUCUUUUUAAUCUCUGUUUUGUAAUUUUCAUUAUUUGAGCAUAAUAAAAUCUGCUUUUCCACAGUGAUGUGCCACAAGUCUGUCACGUUAUGUUAAUUACAUAACGUUUAUUUGUUAAUUUACUUUUUCUUAAAUCAAUUUUUCUGACUUCAUUUUUUGGUCAAAAAUUGACUAUUUGCCACACAGAUUGAGAAUUAUCCAGCACUGCUCUUUGGUUAUAUGAUUACAAGUAUCCGUUUCAUAGAGUUCUAAUCAUGAUGAUUUGAUUGGUCAAAUAGGUUUUAUGGCAAAAUUUAAGAUUACAUCGUGUCUAUAGGAAUAACGUCAAAGUAUAACAUUUCCUUUUUUUUUGUACUGGGAUGAAAAGUGAUAUGUCAAUAAUUAAGGCACAGAUAAUAAUAUGAAUAUUAUCAGAAGAAACACUGGAGAAUUUACUAGCAGGAUGUCUUGAUUUAUAAAUUGAUAACCUGUUAUGAAAAAAAAAUGAAAUAAACACACUCCUGA
Messenger RNA from Mizuhopecten yessoensis (Yesso scallop), 4261 nucleotides. Its product is annotated as protein FAM69C-like. The transcript is spliced from 3 exons. Lineage: Eukaryota; Metazoa; Mollusca; Bivalvia; Pectinida; Pectinidae. Bases 169 to 1413 code for a protein of 414 amino acids. The record is from RefSeq and is a predicted model, not a curated record.